Molecule: messenger RNA, 3372 nt
Organism: Salarias fasciatus (jewelled blenny)
Lineage: Eukaryota; Metazoa; Chordata; Actinopteri; Blenniiformes; Blenniidae
Gene: rfx2
Product: regulatory factor X, 2 (influences HLA class II expression)
Exons: 19
Coding region: 16-2259 (747 amino acids)
Biological process (GO): regulation of transcription by RNA polymerase II
Cellular component (GO): nucleus
Molecular function (GO): RNA polymerase II cis-regulatory region sequence-specific DNA binding; DNA-binding transcription factor activity, RNA polymerase II-specific
Source: RefSeq, a predicted model, not a curated record
CUAGUGCUUUAAAGGAUGAAAACAUGGAGCAUGCAGAACUCCGAGGGAGGGUCAGACUCUACAACCAGCGUGGCAGCGCUGCGGACGUCAUCAUCGGCCCAGGCUCCUGUGGUACAGCCUGUCCCGGCCUCCCAGCAGAGGGUGUUGGUUCAAGCCACAGGCUCAGCUCAGAAGGGAGGACAAGUACAGCAGCUUUCAGUACCCAGGGUCCAACAGGUCCCUCAGCAGGUGCAGCAGGUACAGCAUGUCUACCCGUCCCAGGUCCAGUAUGUAGGAGAAGGUGGAGAGACUGUUUACCCCAAUGGAACCAUCCGAACAGCCUACUCCUACAACCCCGAGGCUCAGUUAUACGGGCAGAGCAGUGGAGGAACUUAUUUUGACUCUCAGGCUGGUGGAGCUCAUGUCACUACGGUAGUUUCCUCUGCCAGUGGCGGUGUGCCCCCUCAUGGCAUGGUUGGCAUCGCCAUGGAUGUGGGCAGCAGUCACAUUAUCUCCAGUGGCAGUACCUAUCUGAUCCACGGCGGAAGUAUGGAGGGAAGCCGCAACCACAUAUCCCACUCCUCACGCUCUUCCUCAGCUAUGCUUGAAAUGGCGAUUGAAAACCUCCAAAAGUCUGAAGGAAUUGCAAGUCACAAAAGCAGCCUGCUCAACAGCCAUCUGCAGUGGCUGUUGGACAACUAUGAGACAGCAGAAGGAGUGAGCCUGCCCCGAUGUUCCUUGUAUAACCAUUACUUACGGCACUGUCAGGAACAGAAACUGGAUCCGGUCAACGCAGCGUCCUUUGGCAAGCUCAUCCGCUCGGUCUUCAUGGGCCUGAGGACUCGCCGACUGGGCACCAGAGGCAACUCUAAGUAUCAUUACUAUGGCAUCCGGGUGAAGCCAGACUCGCCACUCAACCGGCUGCAGGAGGACACCCAGUACAUGGCCAUGAGACAGCAGCCUGUCCACCAGAAACAGAGGUUCAAGCCUCUGCAGAAGGUGGAUAGCAUGUCUGACAACCUGUGUGGAAGCUCUCAGCACUGUAACAGCACUCCAGAGCAGUCUGUGGCUGCUCAAAGUCAACACCACCAGCAGUACAUAGAUACGGCUCACACUUUGCCUCCAUUUCCUACCCCUGACUUGGGCACCCAGCCUCUGCCUGAGCGCAUCAACUUGAAUGAUAUCAAGAAGUUGCAGACACUCUAUAGAGACCACUGUGAGGCAACUCUGGAUGUGGUGAUGAACCUCCAGUUCCACUAUAUUGAGAAACUCUGGCAGACGUUUUGGUAUUCAACACCGCCAUCUAGUGAUGGAAAUACAACCAUCUCCAACAGGUCAGACCACACAGACAAGAGGAGUGAUGAUGAUCUGGAAGGUUUGAUUCCCAGAGAGAAGCUGCUGGCUCUCUGUAAAUAUGAACCCAUCAGACUAUGGAUGAGGAGCUGUGACCACAUCCUGUACCAGGCCCUGGUGGAGAUCCUCAUUCCUGAUGUGCUGCGUCCUGUUCCCAGCACACUCACUCAGGCCAUCCGUAACUUCGCCAAGAGUCUGGAGGGCUGGCUGACAAAUGCCAUGACCAACUUUCCUCAAGAGAUUGUCCGCACAAAGGUGGCGGUGGUCAGUGCAUUUGCACAGACUUUGCGACGUUACACCAGUCUGAACCACCUGGCCCAGGCAGCACGCGCCGUCCUCCAGAACACCUCACAGAUCAACCAGAUGCUCUCCGACCUCAACAGGGUGGACUUUGCCAAUGUCCAGGAGCAGGCUUCCUGGGUGUGUCAGUGCGAUGAGAGCGUGGUUCAGCGUCUGGAGCAGGACUUUAAGGUCACUCUGCAGCAGCAGAGCUCUUUGGACCAGUGGGCCACCUGGCUGGAUAAUGUGGUCUCUCAGGUGCUAAAGCCUCACCAGGGUAGCCCCAGCUUCCCUAAAGCUGCACGCCAGUUCCUGCUAAAAUGGUCCUUCUACAGUUCAAUGGUGAUCAGAGAUCUGACCCUGCGCAGCGCUGCCAGUUUUGGCUCCUUCCACCUGAUUCGCCUUCUUUAUGAUGAGUACAUGUUCUACCUGGUGGAACACCGUGUGGCGCAGGCCACUGGGGAGACUCCUAUUGCGGUCAUGGGAGAGUUUAGUGACCUGAGUUCAAUGAUGCCGUCACUUAUGGAAAAAGAUGCCUCUUUCUCUGAUGAGAUGAGUGACCUGGGCAGCGACGGCGACACAUCCAGAGGACCGACUGAACCUGCUGUAAAGAGAGAGAGGAUUGAAAUGAGCCACCCUCUGCAGUAGAUAAUUGAACCAUGUCCAGCGUGAUCAGAGACAGAUCUAUGAUUGGUCCCUCGGUGGCACAUUUCAUGUAAGGAAGGUAAAGAGAGCACACUUUGCACCUGUAAACCAAAACCCUGCUACAAAAAAAGGAUUUUGUUGAUAACUGAGGUGGCACACGCUUCUGGACUUAACCGGUUACAAAAUAAAAUAUAUUACUUGAAAUAUACUGCAAGAUAUACAUAUGAUUGCCACUUUCAAAAUAUUGGGAAAUAUUAUUAUUAAACCUCAUGGGAAUGUAUUGCAGGAUAUUUUCCAAUGAACUGCAAUGUUUUGUUUUGUAGGGGAAGGUAGUUUGAUAUCACCCUGUUAGUUAAGUCUUAACUUCUGUUUGAUGGAAGAAUACCGUGCAUUAAUUGAGGACUUUACCUAUAAUAAAUUAUAUCUAUGAUAUCUUUAAUGUUAAAAGUGCGUACUCUGUGGCCUUUGGCUUUCUCCUAAUCUGUUUCUCUCCUCUUACGCUGUGUUGGGUUGGUCACAUUGUAUCACAGGGAUAUUCUUUGAUGUGUAAUCGAUUAGACUGGUGUGUGUGAUAAAUUUGUUUCCGAUCUCAGUUGUUCAGUGUUUCAAAUUCAGUUAUUACUGUGGUGCUCAUGCUCCUCAGUAAGCUAUUGAACUGUCAAAAGUACACUUUCUAUUUAUGAGAACUAAUAUGAUUUGAUGGACUUGAGCUUUGUGUUGAAAUCAGUGCGGGGUUGGGUUUUUUUUCCCCCUAUCCCUCCUCCUCUUUCCCCUCUUUGGAUGAUUUUGUUGUAGCGAUGAGAAUUGUCAGAGUUAUUUAAGGCUUUUUGUAACUUGUGCCUGUCACAGUAAUUUGCCUUAAAGUGCUUUGGGGAAGAAUAAUUUUUAUGUGUACUUUGUAAUGUUUUGUAAGGUUGUUUUAGAUUUUUUGGCGGAGGAUUAUUUUUUAUCGAACUCUGUUCUUCUUACAAGUAUACUGAACCCUUAUUUUUGUGUAUUUUUAAAUCUGUUCUCGACUACAAUUUAACUAGCUCAAGGACAGAUGAUGGUCUGUAAUAAACAACAUAGUUCAGCUGUAUUUUGUAUUCGGUCACAUGUGUAAUAAAUCGGUGUAAA